This is a messenger RNA of Klebsormidium nitens, 3538 nucleotides long. The record is from the annotation of a GenBank genome assembly. Lineage: Eukaryota; Viridiplantae; Streptophyta; Klebsormidiophyceae; Klebsormidiales; Klebsormidiaceae.
AUGGCUGAUCCCAGGCAUGCUGCGAGGACCCUCCCCAAGGUGCUCGCCUUGCAAGCGGCACAAAGAGGAGACCAGCCCUUUCUGCUGCUGCCCCGAGCACAAAGCAAUGGGAUCUCACAGAAUCAGGCAGCGGACGGUGCGCUCAAGUACCACACGGUUACUUUCAGCCAGUUUCAGCAAAUGACUUUUCAGGCUCGGGCCCAACUGGUCCAGGUGACGACUCCUUUGGGCGGCACAUGCCGCAUCAGGAAGGGCGACCGAAUGGCCAUUCUGGCAAGCAACUCCCCAGAGUACAUUGUGGCCACGUUUGCGGCGUGGCUGCAGGGGGCUAUGACUGUCAACCUCUCGACGCGCGUCGGAGACGAAGCGCUGCAGCACUUGGUGUCACAGUCUGCCCCUUCGGUGCUGCUGGUCUCGCAGGAGUGCGAGUCUGCGGCAAAGCGGGUGCUCAAAACGCUUGAUGUCCCAGACCGCCCGUUGCUCCUGCGGCUGAACAUGGGGGUGCUGGCAGGAGCGGUCGCCUCUGGCUCGAGUGUCCUGCCUCCGAUGUUCACGAUAGUCGUGGAUGGCGAGAUGAACGGCCACCCGACGCAAAGCAACGGUGCAAAAGAGAGCCACGUAGCCACCGUAGAAGUGGACGAUCGGGACUAUUCAGAGGCCUUUGCUCCGGCGGUCAUCAUGCACACGGGGGGGACAACCGGGCUGCCCAAGCAGGUCGUCCGUAACCAUGACAGCCUGAUCGAGCUGAUACGCAUGAUGCACGAUCUGGACCCCCCGUACGCUCCCCCGGGCACUUUGCCUACCCAGCUGGGCUGGAUGCCCCUCUUCCACGCGAUCGGGUUCAUCAUCGAAGUCGGCCUGCCCAUCUACUCGGGCUCGCCCUACUACUCGGCGAAAUUCGCGGCCGCGCCGUCCCCCGAGGGCCUCCUCCAAGCGAUUGUGGACAGCGGGUCGCAGCUCAUGUUCGUAGUCCCGAUCAUUGCCGAGCAGUGGUGCCACAUGAUCAGGCGGGAGGAGGAACAGCACGGGGAAUCCAAGACGCUGACAACUCUCUUGACACUGCACGCGCUUAUCUACGCGGGCGCGCCCCUGGCUGAGUGGGCCGGGUCGUUCUUGGUUUCAAAGGGCGUCCGCCUGACCACUGCUUUUGGGAGCACGGAGAUUGGCGCCGUGGCACUGGCGGGCCCCCGGUGGGCAGAUCACAUCCGGUUUGUGGAGAGCCGCGUACCUGGCCACGUCAUCCUCGGCGGUAUGGCCACACUCCCGGGGAUGGCGCAGGGUUACUUACAGUCGGUGGAUCGGGAAACCGGGAAGAUGAAGAUCCGCCCUCUCGCCCCGUCUCCCGACGAGCCCUACCAAACGGGCGACCUCUUCACGGUCUACCCACAUUCCUCGGACGGCCUCACUUGGAUCAAGUCCGUAAUUCGUGCGGACAACUUGCUGGUUCACACGACCGGGGAGAAAACCAACCCAACAGCCUUCGAGGGGGCUGUCCAGGAGCUGCCGUUUGUCAAGGAUGUGAUUGCGGUGGGGAGCGGCUACCCGCGGCCGGGGCUGGUGGUCAAACCGGAUUGGGCGGCAGUGGAGCAGCUGACACCGGUGGGUCAAGGCAAGGAGGAGUGGGUCCGUGGCCAGGUGUGGGCGUUGAUCCAGGCAAUCAACAAAAAGAUGCCGUCCAGCUCGUGGGUCGCGCGAGGGGCGAUCUGCGUUCUCUCGCCACAGGAUUCGGAAGAGGUCACGUUCCCGCGGACCGUCAAGGGCGAGAUAGCACGUGGCCCAGCGAACGAGCUCUUGAAGAGCCACGUGGCAGCUAUGUUCGCGGGUCUUGAAGCGCCUCCACAGAAGUCUGUCCUUCCGGUGGCGAACGGUGUACACACGAAGGUCAAGGUAGUUGCGUACGACAGAGUUUUGGACACCGUCCGCCGAAGAGCCGCCCAAGUGUUGGGGCUAGAUGCUCGAGAACUGGACGCUCAGCCAGGCGGUGAACCGCCCCGGCUUCUGGACCUAGGCCUCAGCAGUCUGACAGCAACCGAGCUAGCCCAAGCAAUUGCUGAGUACGUGGGCGUUCCUUUCCCGGCGACCAUGCUGUACGAGGACGUUCCUGACGUGGUCGCCCUCGCCGAGUGGGCGACCGCCGCCUUGCAAACCGAGGCGGAGCACGCGCCGCGAUCAAACGGGGCGGUCCCCAGUACCAAUUCUAACCACAGCCCCAACGGCAUUGCGCCUGAGGGCAAGGGAACUUUCCUCUUUCUGACGGGCGCUACUGGAUUCAUCGGCUCGCACGUGUUGAAGGAUCUCCUGAGCCGCCCCGCCGACGAAGUGGCGACCGUGGUGUGCCUGGUCCGCGGGCCCUCGGUCGCCGCCUGCCAGGCCCGGCUGCACCAAGCCCUGCUGCGUGCGGGCAAAGACCUCAAGUCCAGAACCGGCGCCCGGGUGGUCGUUGUGCCCGGCGACCUGCAGAAGCCGCUCCUGGGGAUGACUCCCGACGACUGGCGACUUUGGGGGGAGCGCGUUCACACCGUGAUCCACUGCGGGGCAGCCGUGCACCUGACCGCAGAGUACGAAAAGCUCGCGGAAGCUAAUGAGAAAAGUGUGCAAGAGAUCAUUCGCUUCGCCCUCCAAGGGGUGGGACCGCCAAAGCCCGUCCACUUCGCAUCCAGCGUGUCGGUGAGCUUUCUACUGGGAGCAACUCAGAAGAACGGAGAAGUGCGGAUCAUGCCAGAGGCAGUCGACUUUGUCGAGGAGCGCGGGGCAACCCGAAUGGGUUACGCGCUAACUAAGCGGAAAGCGGAGCUGGCUCUUAAGGCCGCGGCGCAGGGCACCAGCGUCCCCGUUUUUAUCUACCGGAUCGGGUUAGCAUUGGGUUCCACCGAGAACGACGGGUUGGGCGCCGCCGAUAACAUGUUCACGUGGCUGAUUCGGGCCGCGAAAACGUUCAAAAAGCUUCCUCGCCUGGGACCGAGUGCGUGGAUGGGCAUCCCCGUUGAUUACUUGGCGACCACGUGGGCCACCCUCUGCCUUCGCAACACUAGGGUCGUUCCGGACGAGCUCCCCGUUUAUCACUUGAUUCCGUUCACGCCCCAGAGCUGGGACGACAUCUAUGAGGCGAUGCGCAGCAACGGGCUCCCUUUCGAGACCCUCGGUUCAGUGGCCGAGUGGGCUGCGGACGUCCGAACGGCAGCGGAGACGGACCGCAAGCUUACCCAGUUCUUGCCGCUCAUUCCCCUGCUGGAGGGUCUCGCUGCAAGGCCGUUCCCCAGCUUUGCGACGGAGCGCACGCGCCGCGCACUGAAGAUGGCCGGAGUGAAUACGCCGACCCUCUUGAGUGCCAACGAGCUGAGGCUACUUGUGCAAGCGGUCGGCUGAUAACACUAGCUCAUGAAAUUAUCCGGCCGGACAGAUUCAAUCAACCGCCCUGCGUGUCUCAAAAGUCCUCAGCAAUCCGUCUUAGAUAUGUUCAUCAUUCAGGCGGCAGUACACCCGGCGCUGAUAGAUUAAUCCAACUGUCGUAGAAAGAAACAACUUGCACGCUGCUCGC